ACCAGUAAGUUACGGACGACGACGGUCCAUUGGCACAGUGUACCUGAUAGCCGAUAGUUACACAUUAGGUACUUACCGCUUACUAUUGUAGUUACUAGUUGCAACUGGUUGCUUCGCGCGGCGCUUGUUUCCUAGUCGGUGCUCGUUGUUGAACAGCUGUCAUCAGGAACGAUCGAUUUUUUUUCCCGGCACAACGAUGAAUUACUUUCCCGUCACUUUCUUGUUGAUGGUGGCUGCCGAGACACUGCUGGCAGCUGUUAUGUCCGGCGUAAAUCAUCUGACCGACGGACAAGAAAUCGAAGAAAACCUAAUAAUUUCAAGGCGCAGGGCGAUCUCCGAACAUGACCACCGCACAGAUUCUGCUUACGCUGGCAUCUUGAGUGAUGAGGAAGAUAUAGAAGAAAUGAAACAUUUAGAACCAUCUGAAAUAAAACCACGUAUGAACACUAUACUUGAAAGUAUGGAUUUAAAUAAGAAUGGCUUUAUCGAAAAAAAGGAACUGUUAGAAAAAUUAUUGGAUUCUUAUCGAAAAUUAUCAGCUGAAGAAUCUGAUGCAGAAUUUCUAACUAGUGAUCUUGAUGAAGACGGUUAUGUUACAUGGAAUGAAUAUGUUGGUGACACUUAUGGUUCAAGUGAACAUUUUGAUGAUGAAAUGACAGAAGAUGAAAAACAAUUAUUUUUGGCCGCUGAUGCCGAUAAAGAUAAUCAUUUAAAUAAAGAAGAAUUUCGCUAUUUUUAUACUCCUGAAGAUUACCCACACAUGCAAGCUAUAGUAUUGCUUGGUGUAAUGAAUCGAUUUGACACUGAUAAGGAUGGGAAAAUCACAUUUGACGAGUUUAUAGGGGAUAGAAGAACAGAGCAUACUGAAGAAUGGCUUCAGGAAGAAAAAACAAAAUUCAUUGAAGAGCUUGAUGCUAAUAAAGAUGGAGUUUUAGAUGAAGACGAAGUGCAUAGUUGGGCAUCACCAAACAACAAUAUGAUUGCAGAAAGUGAAGCAGAAAAUUUAAUUUUGAAAGCAGACAAGAACCAAGAUGGUGUAUUAAGCUUUGAUGAAAUACUGGACAAUUAUUAUACAUUUAUUUCUCCAGAAAGUGAAGGAUAUUACAUAUUUAGAGAUGAGCUAUAAAAAUACCAAUUUUUUAGGAUUUUAGACAUUUAUUUUAUGAUGAAGUUCGUAUUAUUUGAUUUGUGAAAGUGUGUUUAACAAAUUUAUUCUUAUAAUUUAUAUGUAAAUUGAUUAAUUUACAAUUAUUAAAUAUAAUCAAACAAAAACAAACUAUUUAGUAACAUCCAAUAUAUGACUGUUGUUUUGAAACUCAUCUUACAGGUCAUUUGUAUGGUACAAAUAUGUAAUAUAUUAUUUAUACCACAUAUAUUAUAUUAUAUACAAGGUAGUUUUCAAAAAAAGACAUUCAUAUUUCAGUCAAAUAUUGUUUUUGUUGUAUUGUAGGUAAUCUCAUUAUUUAAAUUAAUUAUUUUGUUUAAAAGUUGUUCGAAUGUAACUUCUAAAAAUUGAUUAUUGUUUAUACUGUGUAUUUUAAAUAAUAAAACAUCAUUUCUUUUUAAUAUCAUUAUUUAAUAUUUAUAAACAUAAUGUUUAAUAAAAAUAAUUUUGUUUACAAUUAAAAUAUACAUAAUUUGACCAAGAAUAUGGAUGUCUAAAAUAUUAAAUUCAAAUUAUUUUUAAUUAAUUACAAUAAUUUACAAAUAAAUUAUAAAUUUCUAGAUUAGAUUUGUAUAAAUUGUAUUAAAUUAUUUAUACUAUUCAGCCUGAUAUUAUUAUUGUAUAAAAACCAUAAAGUAUUUUCUUCCUUAUCUUUAAUUUUUUUUUAUGUGGUUCACUAUUUAUUUUGUAUACUGAUUUCCUAAUUAUCUGAAUUAUAAAAUACAUUUUGAUGCCUUACUAUUUAUAUCGUUCCUCUUAAAGAAUUGAAAAUGAGCAUUUUAAAAUGACUGAUUAAAUAUUUUUAAAUUAAAACAAUUAUUGAUAUUGGCUUAUGGCAAUUAACCAGUUAGCUUUGACUUUAUAAGUUAUGAUAUUAUUUUUAGUAAUAUUUUGUUUAAUGAAAUUAAUUGUAGUUAUUCGUAAAUUAUAUUUGUAAAAUUAAUGAAUAGCUAAAAUUAUUAAAUUCAUAAAUAUAAUAUAACUUAUAUUUUAUGUUCCUUAUUUUGAAAUUUAAUUUAAUCAUUGCCUAUUCUUAGUAAUCAAGUCAAAAUAGAGAUAAGUUUAUUGUUAUUAUUAAUUUUUGUCUCUUAAACAAUAUAAUAUACCAUAUUAAUAAUCAAAAUAUUUUUAAAUGUUAUAACUUACAACCUUAGUAAUGAUUAUUUAUUUUUAAUGGCUAAUGACUAAUUAUCAAAACACUAUUUAAGGCAGAAAUUAUUUUUUGUUGUGCUUAAAAAACUUUUAAUCAUUAGUCAGUAUUAUUAAUUAUUUGUUUUGCCUAAAUGUUGCAAUAUUGUGUUCUGUUUUGCUUAAGACUAUAUGUUAUUAUUGUACUUUGAAAAAUAUACCAAUUAUUAUACUUCUAAUCUGUUAAAGUACACAAAACAUGUAUAUAAAUAAACAAAAUGAUUGUAUUAUUUUUUUUUUGUGUUUAAAUAUAAGUAUUUUGUUCACUGUA
Molecule: messenger RNA, 2624 nt
Organism: Rhopalosiphum padi (bird cherry-oat aphid)
Lineage: Eukaryota; Metazoa; Arthropoda; Insecta; Hemiptera; Aphididae
Product: reticulocalbin-2-like
Exons: 6
Coding region: 197-1126 (309 amino acids)
Cellular component (GO): endoplasmic reticulum
Molecular function (GO): calcium ion binding
Source: RefSeq, a predicted model, not a curated record